AACCAAAAGCCGAACGCAAGCGGAGUUUUCACUUCUCAAAAUGGCUUAGUUUCUGUAAUAUCCAAAGGAAACUAACCGUUAUCUAUUGUCAUCUUCGUCAUCAUCAAUCAUUCAUCAUCCACUCAAAAUCUAUGGCAGUAACCCAAAAUUUCCAGACCCUAAGAAUGGACUAUCUAUCAAUCUCUUCGGCACUAUCUUUUUAUAGAAAACCAGCUCAACUUAAAGGCACCCUUGCCGAGCUAAAGCCCCCACUCGUCUCUUUACAAGACGAAACUCCCCUCAAACCCAUCGUCCCCAAAACCACUUCCAAGCAACGCCCUUUCACCGUCACUUACCUCAUAAACUCAUGCGGUCUUUCCUUAGAGUCCGCCAUUUCAGUUUCUGACAAGGUACAGUUCCAGUCCCCAGAGAGACCCGACUCGGUUCUAACCCUUUUGAGAAACUACGGCUUCUCCAAAACCCAGAUCUCAAAUCUCAUCAGGAAGCGCCCCAUGCUCCUAUUGUCCCACCCCGAGAAUACCCUUUUGCCAAAGCUCGAAUUUUUUCAGUCUAUUGGGUUGUCAAGCAAUGAGCUUGCCAGGACUUUGUCUUCAGACCCCACCCUUUUGACUCGAAGCUUGGAGAACCAAAUUAUGCCCACUUACGACUUCCUCAAGAGCGUAUUGUUAUCUGAUGAGAAAAUCGUUGCUGCUUUGAAGCGUACGACAUGGGUUUUUUUAGAAGAUCCCUCGAAGAACCUUAUGCCCAACGUUACUUAUUUGAGAGAAUCAGGUGUGCCUCAGAGCUGCGUUUCCCUUUUAUUGACUCAUUUCCCCGAGGCGGUGAUGCAAAAGCAUGAACCCUUUGUUGAAACGGUGAGAGAGGUUAAGGAAAUGGGGUUUGAUCCAAAGAAAUCCACGUUUGUGCUAGCGGUUCACGCCCUUUCAGGGAAAGGCAACAAGUCCAUAUGGGAAAGGUGUUAUGAGGUGUACAAGAGAUGGGGUUGGAGCAAUGAUGAUAUUCUAUCAGCAUUUAGGAAACACCCUCAUUCCAUGAUGUUGUCAGAGAAGAAAAUCAUGAAGAGCAUGGGUUAUUUUGUGAAUGAGAUGGGGUGGGCAUCCAGGGCCAUAGCUGAAUGCCCUGUGGUACUGUUUUUCAGCUUGGAGAAGAGGAUCAUCCCCAGGUGUUCGGUUUUCCAGGUUUUGUUGUCAAAGGGAUUGAUAAAAGAAGGUUUCAGCUUAACCACUGUGUUGUUGCCUGUUGAGAAGCGUUUCUUGGAGAGGUUUGUGAUGAGAUACCAGGAGGAAGUGCCUGAAUUGUUGAGUGUGUAUCAAGGCAAGGUCAAACUUGAGGGAUUAUGAUCAAUUUACUUUCAUUGUAUCAAAUUAGUUCACCAGCGGAACUUGCAUCAUGUAUAUAGUGCCUCUUGAUUUCAUUUGUUUUUAAUUAUUUAUUCUAAUUGUUACCUGUAGACACGGUUUAGUUCAUAAAUCUUUUGGGAUUCGGAAUAGAGACUUUACAAAUAAAGCCCGACGAUUUCUAUUGCUGUUA
Molecule: messenger RNA, 1530 nt
Organism: Gossypium raimondii (Peruvian cotton)
Lineage: Eukaryota; Viridiplantae; Streptophyta; Magnoliopsida; Malvales; Malvaceae
Product: transcription termination factor MTERF8, chloroplastic
Exons: 1
Coding region: 132-1340 (402 amino acids)
Biological process (GO): chloroplast organization; regulation of DNA-templated transcription
Cellular component (GO): chloroplast
Molecular function (GO): double-stranded DNA binding
Source: RefSeq, a predicted model, not a curated record